AUGGAAUUUGAGAAAUCUGUUUGGUGUUUCGCUAUACUGUGUGUGUAUCAUCUUACACGGAUAUCGGGUCAGUCCUCUAUACCGGAGAGGCAGGACGGGUUCUGGUACGGCGGCAAACCGGCCGACGAGGGUGGCGCGCUGAUCGAGGCAUUUUUCGACCCGGUUUGCCCCGAUUCACGUGAUUCGUGGCCGCCUCUUAAGGAUGCCUUAGAGCAGUACGGCUCUCGAGUCACGCUCGUCCUUCACACUUUCCCUUUGCCUUAUCAUGACAAUGCUUUUGCAACUUCUCGGGCGCUUCAUAUAGUUAAUAAACGCGACACUUCAGCCACUUACAGCUUACUAGAGGCAUUUUUUCAUCACCAGGAACAGUUUUACGGCAAGGCUACAUUUAACUUGUCGAGAGCAUCUGUCGUAGACAAGAUUGUUCAAUUCUCGACAAAGGCACUCGGAGAUUCAUACGGCUCCACAAUCAAAGCUGGGUUCAAUGACACGAGAACAGAUCACGCAACAAGAGUUGCUUUCAAGUUUGGUUGCUUACGAGGGGUUUAUGGGACACCUUUCUUCUUUGUCAAUGGAUUUCCACUACCAGACUCCGGGUCGGCUCUAGACUAUGCCGGGUGGAGAAAGGUUUUGGAUCCUUUAGUAGUUAAAAAGGGAGAGAACUUGCAGAGCAUGGAUCGGUACCAAAAGGUGGAGAAGCCAAAAAUCGAAACACCCAUCGACGAGAAUGAGAUUCGUAUCACAAGCCAAGGCAGGAUGAGGAGCUACAUCACCUAUGCCCUGACUUUGCUUCAGGAAAAAGGUUCAGAUGAUAUUGUAUUUAAGGCAAUGGGCAGAGCCAUCAACAAAACUGUCACAAUUGUGGAGUUAAUCAAGAGGAGAAUUGUGGGUCUUCACCAAAUCACAGUCAUUCAAUCCACUGACAUAACCGACACGUGGGAACCACUUGAGGAAGGGCUCCAGACUUUGGAAACCACCAGGAAAGUCUCGAUGGUCACUAUCACUCUCUCAAAAAAGGAGCUAGACAAGACAAAUGUUGGGUACCAACCUCCGAUACCCGCUGACCAGGUCAAAGUUGCUACUGAGGUCGACUAUGAUGGAGACGGGUCGCCUCCUGCCCGAGGAAGAGGUCGAGGUGGAAGAGGAAGGGGAAGGCCAAGACCCCAAUCUGGCAACGGUUUUGCAUCUGGGGAGUAUGAGGAUGGUGGGUAUGAGAGGAAUCGUGGAUAUGGGAGGGGUGGUAGGGGAAGAGGCAGGGCCCGCAACUUCCGUGGGCGUGGGAGGGGAGGCUACGGUGGUCCUCCCCAGGUGGAAGAUGCUGCAGCCUACGAUCAAGAUGCACCUCGAGGACGUGGCCGUGGAAGGGGCCCUCGAGGCAGGGGUCGCGGAUUCAGAUCCAAUGGGCCGGUCCAAGCUGCUGCUUGA
Molecule: messenger RNA, 1425 nt
Organism: Striga hermonthica
Lineage: Eukaryota; Viridiplantae; Streptophyta; Magnoliopsida; Lamiales; Orobanchaceae
Source: the annotation of a GenBank genome assembly